AUGUCCACAUUACAAAACCACAGCGCAAAGAAAGCAAUCUUACUCACUCAACACUCCUUCCAUGCUCGUGGUAAUAUAAAUGGAAAACUUCUGACCAGGGCCCUACAGCAGAGACUCCACAAAUCAUACCUAUCCAAAGUCACAGAUACUCAAGGGAACACACACCAACUGACAGCAGACAUAGCAAAAGCAUUCCAACAAUAUUAUGCUUCUCUAUAUGGAUUAAAACUGACUGGGGUCUCUACCACCAAGAGACAGCAGUGUGUCCACAACAACAUAAUCUACAGACUGACCCCCACAAUGAGUAACACACUAAAUGCCCCAUUCACAGCUCAGGAAUUAUCAACAGCAAAACCGCCCCAAAUGGUAAAAGUCCAGGCCCAGACAUAUACACCAAUUAAUACUACAAAGUUUUUUAUCCUCAAUUAG
Molecule: messenger RNA, 429 nt
Organism: Pelobates cultripes (western spadefoot toad)
Lineage: Eukaryota; Metazoa; Chordata; Amphibia; Anura; Pelobatidae
Source: the annotation of a GenBank genome assembly